Molecule: messenger RNA, 1494 nt
Organism: Schistosoma spindalis
Lineage: Eukaryota; Metazoa; Platyhelminthes; Trematoda; Strigeidida; Schistosomatidae
Source: the annotation of a GenBank genome assembly
UGAGAUCUGUGUGGCGCAUAUGUAUUUGGUACCUCCUUGUACCGAUAUCUAUGAGUUAAAAUAAAUAAAUAACUAAAAGAAAUCAAUUCAUCAGAUAAUUGUUAAUAUUGACUAGUUAUUGUGAAUUAAUGCAUAUUUGAUACAUUCAUAACCAGUAGAUAUAAAUAUAAACUAAAGUAAUGAUAAGUUCAAAGUAAUUGUAUAUUUCAAUGAUUUUCUGUUACUUUCUUUAUUUUAGUAAUAAUCUUUACUAUUAUGUGGUAUGAAAUUCUUCCAGCACUUUCAAUAAUAACUGGAAUAACAUUUGCUAUAUCACCUUUAUUACAUGUAACCAACUAUGCAUUUUUUGGUAGAUGGUCUCCACCUAAUUUAUUUCAAUUUAAACAAGAUUUCUAUUUACAUUUACGUGAUAAAGAUCUUGAAGGACCACUUUUAUUUCAAUUUGUAUUAUAGGCAAUGAAUUGAAUUGAUAUUUUGGUUCAUGAUCUAAUUCUAAAUAAUUCCAACGUGGUUCUAAUAAUUUUGAUUUUGGUUGAUACCAACCUGUAAUAAUAGAAUUAUUAUGUUGUGAAACAUCUUGAUCCUGAUCCUGAUCGUCAUGAUUGAUUAUUGUUGUUGUUGUUGUUGUUGUCUGAGGAGUUGUUUCAUUUAAAUCUAUAUGAGAUAUUUUAAUAUCUUGAAGAUUAUCUGUAACAAGUUGUUGAAAUAAUUCAAUAAUCAGAUUUAAAUUAGAUUGAAGAUAUUUAUUAGAGAAUAAUCCAGUUUUCAUUGGAAGACGUGUUAAUGUACAUUCUAAUCUAGCUAAUGCUUUAUGUCGAAAUCGUACACCACAACCAAUAGAAUCAUUCGAUGAUGAUGAUGAUGAUUUAUUAUUAUUAGUAUUAUUCAAUAUGGAUCCAAUUGAAGUACCAGAUACAGCACAAUGAAGUGCCAUUUUAAUAUUUGUAAAUAAAUAUAUAAUACCUUCAUUUGAUAAUAAUCUACAUAAACGUGUAACACCUUCAGGAGAUUUUAAUCCAUUUGCUUCAGAUCUGUUGGCCAAUUUGUUAAACGUGAUGUACAAACACCGACUACUUGACAUAGGAGACUACGAGCAAUACGUGAUUUAGAACAAACAAAUAAAUCCAAUAUUUUUCUGUAAAGAAAAAAAAAAAGAGAAAAUCGCUUAGAAACAAACAUACGUACGUGUAUAUUGUUAUAUCCAUAUGAAGAAUAAAUGAACGGUAGCUGUUGCUAGGACUUAUUUAUGAACUAUUAUUACAUAUAUCUUUAUUAUUCAGCAACUAUAUUAUAUGUAUAUUUAUAUUCGUUUUAUUCUAAACUUUGAUAUGAACUAUUGACGACUAUUAUACGAUUUACAAUUCUUAAAUUACUCCUAAUACAUUAGUAACAGUCUCACAAUAACAGCCACUUUUGGCUUGGUCUUGUAUAAUUACUAUCUUUUGUUUUACAGUGUGAUACGGUCUAAUCUACUUAUAUAUAUAUAUAAACAGC